Molecule: messenger RNA, 3186 nt
Organism: Oryza sativa Japonica Group (Japanese rice)
Lineage: Eukaryota; Viridiplantae; Streptophyta; Magnoliopsida; Poales; Poaceae
Product: protein PLASTID MOVEMENT IMPAIRED 1
Source: RefSeq, a predicted model, not a curated record
CCUCCCCUCCUCAAUCCCAAUCCCGCCAAAACUGUCGCCAUUCAUGGCGACAUGGCGCCAUCAGCGGCCUCCCUUCCCUCGCCAUACACUUCGCCCUCGCCACCUCCUCCUCUUAUCUGCUUCUUUCUUUAGCUUGCUAGCUACUAGUACUAGUAAUUGUAGUGGUGAGUCGUUGCCGGCGAGGUCGGAGCAGCAGCAGAAGCAGCCAUGGCGGACGACGGCAAGAGCAGUAACCAGAUCCUCCAGGAGCUCGACGCGCUCAGCCACACGCUGUACCAGGCGCACACCAACCGCCGGACCGCGUCGCUCGCGCUGCCUCGCUCGGCCUCCGAGGUCAAUGGCGGCGGCGCCGAUGUCGUCCGGGCCGAGUCGCGCCCGCGGUCGCGGCGGCUGUCCCUGUCGCCGUUCCGCUCGAGGCCUAAGCAGGACAAGAACGCGAUCGUCGACGACGACGACGACGACGACGGCGACGACGAUGGCGACAAGGGGGCACGCCGCGCGCCGUCCAAGAGCCAGAGCUUCGCGGCGGUGACGACCCCGGGCGGCGAGGCGGCGGCGGUGGCGGGAGAGAAGAAGGGGAUAUGGGGCUGGAAGCCGAUCCGCGCGCUGUCGCACAUCGGCAUGAACCGGCUCGGCUGCCUCUUCUCCGUCGAGGUGGUGGCGGCGCAGGGCCUGCCGCCGUCCAUGAACGGGCUGCGCCUCGCCGUCGCCGUGCGCAAGAAGGAGACGCGCGACGGCGCCAUGCAGACCAUGCCGUCGCGCGUGCAGCAGGGCGCCGCCGACUUCGAGGAGACGCUCUUCGUGCGCUGCCACCUCUACUGCAGCGGCGGCGCCGGCACCGGCAAGCCGCUCAGGUUCGAGCCCCGGCCGUUCCUCCUGUCGGCGGUGGCCGUGGAAGCCCCCGAGCUCGACUUUGGCCGGAGCGCCGUCGACCUGAGCCUCCUCGUGAAGGAGUCCACGGACAAGAGCCAGCAAGGGGAGCGUGUCCGGCAAUGGGACAUGGCGUUGCCGCUCGCCGGGAAGGCGAAGGGCGGCGAGCUCGUCGUCAAACUGUCGUUCCAGAUCAUGGACGACGGCGGCGUCGGGCUGUUCAACCAGACCGGAGCAGCAACCAAGAUUAACUCGUCGUCGUCGUCUUCUUCCUUGUUUGCACGGAAGCAGAGCAAGCUAUCCUUCAGCAUCACGAGCCCGAAGGUGUCGCGGUCGGAGCCGAAGCUGACGCCGACAAAGGGCUCGCCGUCGCCGGACUUGCGAGGCAUUGACGACUUCAAGCUCGACGAGCCCAGUUUGCCAUCGCUGGCAGAGGCCAAGCAAGAGCAGAAGGAGCCAGAGCCGCCGGAGCCGGAGGAGAAGGUCGAUGACUCGGAGUUCCCGGAGUUCGACGUAGUGGACAAAGGAGUGGAAGGGCAAGAAGAGAACGUCGUUGAAGCGAAAGGCGCGGCGGAAGAAGAAGCCAAGGAGGAGAAGGCGGCGGCGGAGGAGGCGCCCACGUCGGCCGCCGGCGACGAGGUCGUGAAGGAGGUGGUGCACGACAGCGCGCACGCGUGGCGCAUCAACGAGCUGGAGGCGAUCACCAACCAGAUCAAGGCUCUCGAGUCAAUGAUGCUCGGCGACGCGCCGGCCGCCGGCAAGACGGAGGAUACGCGGGACGGCGACGCGGCGGCGCUGGACACCGACGAGGAGGAGGUGACCAGGGAGUUCUUGCAGCUGCUGGAGCAAGGAGACGGCAAGGCCACCCUCGCCAAGUCGGUGUCAUCGCUCAAGUCCGGCGCGAAGCGGGACACCGGCGGCGCCGCCGACGCGUCGGCGGCGUGCUACAUCUCCGACCUCGGCAAGGGGCUCGGCCCCAUCGUGCAGACCAGGGACGGCGGCUACCUGGCGGCGACCAACCCGUUCGACAUCCCCGUGGAGAGGAAGGAGCUCCCCAAGCUCGCCAUGCAGCUGUCCAAGCCGGUCAUCCUCCGCGACCAGAGGCUCCCCGGCGGCGGCGCCGAGCUGUUCCAGCAGCUGUGCGCCGGCGGCUGCGAGGCCCUGUUCGAGAAGCUGGCGGCGCUCGUCGGGACGGACGAGGUGGUCGGCAAGACGGCGGAGCAGAUCGCCUUCGAGGGCAUGGCGACGGCGAUCAUCAGCGCGCGGAGCGCGGCGCUCGGCGCGAGCUCCAGCGCGGCGCAGACCGUGUCGCUGCUUCGGACGAUGUCGUCGGCGAUGAGCGACGGGCGGCAGGAGAGGAUCGACACCGGCAUCUGGAACGCCCACGAGACGCCGGUGACCGUCGACGAGAUCCUGGCGUUCUCGCUGCAGAAGAUCGAGGCCAUGGCCAUCAAGGCGCUCAAGGUGCAGGCCGACAUGGCCGACGAGCAGUCGCCGUUCGACGUGUCACCGGCCAGCGACAAGCGGGGCGGCGGCCACCUCCUCGACGCCGCCGUGCCACCGGAGGAUUGGGCGCUCGCCUGCGUCGGCGCCGACACGGUGACCAUGCUGCUCGUCGCCCAGCUAAGGGAUCCCCUGCGCCGGUACGAGGCGGUCGGCGCGCCGUCGAUCGUGAUCAUCCAGGCCGUCAGAAUCGCCGGCAACGACGACGACGACGAGCCGAAGUUCAAGGUGGCGAACAUGCACGUCGGCGGCCUCCGGCUGAAGUCGGCCGACCGGCGUAACGUCUGGGACGGCGAGAAGCAGCGGCUGACGGCGAUGCACUGGCUCGUCGCCUACGGGCUCGGCAAGGCCGGCAGGAAGGGGAGGACGGCGGCGGCGGCGGGGAAAUCCGGCCAUGACGUGCUCUGGAGCAUGUCGUCGAGGGUGAUGGCCGACAUGUGGCUCAAGCCGUUGCGCAACCCUGACGUGAAGAUCCCUCUCAAGUAGAUGCUGCAUUGCUGCCUCUGUGCUUCUCUGAUGCUGAAAAAAAAAGAACAUAUUCAAGCCCGGUUCUCUUUAUAUUCUUCUGAAUUUUGAAAGCUCAAGAUUGUAAUUUAUACUUGGUUCCUGCAUUGUGAUUGUAUUGUAAUGAGGAAAUGUGAGUGUCUAAGAAUUAGAUUCCAACACUGUUUAUUGUGUUGUAAGUAUUCAUGUCAUGUACUGAAAGAGGCAUAAUACUGUUUCUGUAAGUUCACAAAGCUUAGUUCAAAAUGUACAAAAAUUUUGAACAAGGUUACUUAUGACUUAUGAGUCAUACGAGUAAGGAUUAUGGAA